This is a messenger RNA of Phragmites australis (common reed), 6420 nucleotides long. RefSeq lists its product as uncharacterized. Gene Ontology annotation, cellular component: TRAMP complex; nucleolus. The record is from RefSeq and is a predicted model, not a curated record. The coding region runs from base 138 to 4856 and encodes 1572 amino acids. Lineage: Eukaryota; Viridiplantae; Streptophyta; Magnoliopsida; Poales; Poaceae. The transcript is spliced from 16 exons. Gene Ontology annotation, biological process: RNA 3'-end processing. Gene Ontology annotation, molecular function: poly(A) RNA polymerase activity; mRNA binding.
AAAAUCUCUCCUCCGAGAUUGACCAAACCAGUGCAGGGCUCCAGGCCCACCACAGCGGCCGCUCCUCCCCAUUUCCGAGUACCGACCAGCCACCGACGCACGCAUUCCCCCAAGCGGCGUCUCCAGUCUCCACCACCAUGGCCUCCGCCUCCGCCUCCGCCUCGCCGCGCACCACGCAGGAGCUCAUCGACGCCCUCACCGCGCACCUCUCCCUCUACCACGCCGCCGCGAACCCUACCCGCGCCCCCUCCUCGUCCCCGCGCGCCGCGAUCCUCCGGUGGCUCGCCUCCCUGCCCCCCGCCGCGCGCUCCGCCGCCACCACCUCCCUACUCUCCCCCGCCGCGGCCGCCGCGCUGCUCUCCAUGCUCCGCCGCCUCCGCCUCCGGGGCCACUCCUCCUUCUUCGUCCUCCACUCCUCGUCCCCGUCCUCCUCCGCGCGCGAGGCCGACGAGCCCACCGUCCUCUCGCGGCUCUCCCGCGGUCUCCUCGCCCGCGCCGCCGCGGGAUGCCGGGCGCAUGCCCUCCUCUUCUCCAACCUUCUCCUCUUCCCCUCGCCCCACUCGUCGUCGCGGCGCCCCAACGCGAUAACCGUCGCCGAGGCCCUCUUCGCCGACCUCGACGGCCUUAUCGCAGCCAUGGACGAGAUCUCCGGCGGAAGGUUCCUCUGCUGCGGGGAGGGGGAGGUGGACCUGGCUGCGCUGGCGUGCGAGGAUUUUCCGGAGCUGCCCUGGCUGAAUGCGAAGGGGUACUACGUGAUCGAGGAGUUUGUGGCCAACAGGUUGGAGAUCGCGCUGCGGAUGUCGUGGGCGGCGGCAGGUGGAUGUGGAGGGAGGAAGGCGGCAAGGGUUGGGAAGGGUGUGAAGGAGAAGGCUGGGUUGGCCGCAAACGCGUUCUGGAGGGAGAAGGGGUAUGUGGAUUGGUGGAUGAAGCUGGAGCCACGGGUGAGAGCAAGGAUCAUUGGGGCAUUCUUCGGGAAAGGUGCAAUUGCAAUGGCUAAUGAGAUCGCUGAAGGAUCAGAUAUUGCUUCAAGAGAAAAAUUCUGCUUCUGCCUAGGUGAACCAGGAUCAUUUGUUGCAGAUACUGGUGAAUGUAUACGACAGCCUUUUUUUAGAAAGAAUCGACCUGCUUCCAUUGAUGUUGCAAACAAUCUGUCUUGUAAGAAGCUUAUUUUUGCUAAAGAGUUGAAAAGACUGCAGCUUGUUCAGGAGAUAGUGUGUUUGAAAAGCAACAUUACUUGCUGUGGUGGUGAUGCAAUCUUUUUCACUUCAUUAACAUCAGCUGCUACUGUUGCUGAUGAUAUACUCGUGAAAUUACGAGAGCUCCUCAUGGUGGUAUCGACGGAAAGUAUAAAUCUUGAACUUAUUGGCGAUGGAGCUUCAAAGGCUCUGGAAAAGAAAGGUGUUGAAAAGACCAGUGGAGGUUCUCGGAAAGGAAAGAAGAAGUCUAACAGCUCAAAAAAGCUAACAGAAUCUUCUAAGCCAAUAAAGGACAAUGGAUGCAAUAGUUCAGAAACUCGCAAUUGUAGGGUUUUACUAAACCAAUGUGCUCCAUCUGUUGGAGGCACUACUGCUGGACCUGCUUCUGAAGAAACUCCUUGCAAGGAAAUUGCACCAAAAAUAAAGGUGGAGCAAACUGUUGGGUUUGAUGACAGCAAGAACCAUUGUAACAAAAAGAAGAACAAACGUAAAGGGAAAACAAAAGUAUCAAAUCUGAUGAGACCUGAGAGCCCAGGAUCUAGCAAAUUGAAGAAAGCUCUUCCUCGUGUUGCUACAGAAGCCUCACAUAAACCUAUUGAAGAAGUCGAUGACUCACCUAAUCUCCCUUCUUAUGUCUAUUCUUUCAGGAGUGAGGUCCCUGAAGCAGUUAGUUGCUCUAACUCUUCCAUAUUACUGAAUGGAACAAAGGUAAAAGCAAGCAGAAACAGCACAAUACAGGAAGACACCUCAUAUUCUCCUAGAGUUAGCUCGUUAGUUACUACAAAACAUUAUCAGAGUGCUCAUGAGUCUGAUGCCUUCAACAUGAGUGAGCAGGCAACAUCAUACAUUAGUCACAAUGAAUCCAUGGUUCAAUCAUCUUCAUGUUUACCUUCCAGAAGUGAUAAUCUUUCUUCCGAUAAGCUGUACAGAAAUUCUGUUGAUGCCUUGGUAAGAUCUGCACAGGAUAAAACUGGCUGUGAUGAAAAACACGUGGAUCAUAAAUCUGUGGUGGCAACAGACAAAAUAUUACCUUCGGUUAUCCCUACUCCUGCCAACAUGCUUCAAAGUGCUAUGAGCGACAAUGGUGCAGUAGUGAAAAAUAGUGGAGGUGAAUAUUAUGUAUACAACAGAAACCUACCGGGAGGAACAUCAUAUGAAUGGCCUAGUGUAACGCCACCUCAUUUUGUAUCUCCUGAAAUGCCACAUCGCCCAGCUGCAGCGGACAGGUUGCAUCUUGAUGUUGGUUACAAAUGGCCAUCUCAAUUCAACCAACCCUUUCUUCCCGCCAACCAUCAGGUCAGAAAUCCGCCAAUUGAGGCUGGAUGCAAUCAACUGUUACCCUCUCUAGCAGUUCCACUAAGUUUUGAUUGGCCUCCUGCUUUUAGAGGCUAUGGUCAGCUGAGUCAUAAUGCUGCUUUAAGUUACGAUCCAUUGUAUACCCCAAAGAUGCAAUCUUCUGCUUGGUCAGGAUUUCCUGCUCAACUAAUGCAAAGAGGUGGUAUUUGCAAUGAUAAAGGUAGGAAAUAUUUUGGUGACAGUGAUAUUGGGGAUGAUACUGAAAGCUACUGGUUUUCUGAAGAAGAAUCAGAUGGCCGUGCACAUUCUGGAAGAGAUAUUAAUCAAUAUUUUGGUGGAGGCGUGAUGUAUUGGAGUCCUGCAGAACACACAGGAACUGGUUUUUCUAGGCCACCAUCUCUUAGUUCGGAUGAUAGUGCUUGGGCUUGGCAUGAGGCAGAUGUUAUACGAGUUGUCGACGACGUUGCUAAUGGGAUUCCAUCUACAUAUGCAAAUGGUGUAUCAUCACCACCCUCCACUUCAUCCUGUUCCCUAAACGAAUCUGUGGAUCCUGCUAUUCACUCAAUAACAGGGAAUGACAUCAACAGUGAAGCUUUGCCUUCUCCAUUGUCCAUGCAAGACAGUCCUGAAGAUAAAAUUACUUCAGUUGCAAAGAGUCCGUCUUGUGGCAGUGAAGUAGUCAAGGGAGAUACAUUGCCAUAUGCAAUGCUGCGGCCGAUAGUUGUUCCUAAUAUAUCACGAAGGUCAUCAAGAUCGGACUUUAAGGGUAGUCAUGAUCACAGGAGCCCAUGUGUGCCUUCAAACAGGAGGGACAUACCUCUUCUGAGAAGACCUCCGUCACCAGUAGUACUUAGUGUUCCUCGCGUGCCUCAGCCACCACCCCCUUCUCCUGCUGGAGAGUCAAGAAAAAGAGGAUUCCCAAUUGUUAGAUCCGGAAGCUCAAGUCCUAGACAUUGGGGGAUGAGAAGUUUAUUAUCUGAAGAUAAAUUUUUCCAUAGGGCUCAGUUUUGCUUGGAUGGUCCUGAAGUUGUAUGGCCUUCAUGGGGAAACAAGGGCACUUCUGCUGGUACACUGGUGCAAUCAAUUGAGGAUACUGUUUUGCAGGACCACCUUGUUAAGAUUUCACAACUAUCUCAUGAUCAACAUCCAGAUGUGGCGUUGCCUGUGCAGCCACCGGAUAUGCUAAAUGGUUCAUCUCACAAAUCAUCCCUCUCUUUGAUGCACGAUGCUCUACAUGAAGAGAUAGAUCAAUUCUGUAAGCAGGUUGCUGCUGGGAAUCUGGUGAGGAGAUCCUAUAUAAAUUGGGCGGUCAAAAGAGUCACACGCUGCUUGCAGGUUCUCUGGCCUCGUUCCCGCACAAAUCUAUUUGGCUCGAAUGCCACUGGUUUGGCCCUUCCGACUAGUGAUGUUGAUCUUGUGGUGUCUCUUCCCCCAGUUCGAAACCUGGAACCUAUUAAAGAAGCUGGAAUUUUGGAAGGCCGGAAUGGCAUAAAGGAAACAUGUCUUCAGCAUGCAGCAAGGUGUCUUACAAACCAGGACUGGGUUAGGAGUGAUUCCCUCAAAACGAUUGAAAAUACAGCUAUACCUGUGAUCAUGCUUGUAGCAGAUGUACCUUGUGACACAAAUAUGUCCAGUGAGUACUCUUCUGUUCUGGAUAGUUCACAAGAAUAUUCAGUUAAUGUGCUUGGAGAACAAGGGAGCCCUCCUCGUUCUGAUACCUCUAGUUCGGAAGGCAGCAACAUGCUGGUGUGUUCAAAAUUGAAUAAGGAUGAUUGUGAUACUGUACAGUCAAUUCGUCUUGAUAUAAGUUUCAAAUCGCCAUCCCAUACAGGACUGCAAACUACUGUGUUGGUCCGUGAGCUGACUCAGCAAUUUCCUGCGGUUGUACCUCUUGCUUUGAUUCUUAAGAAGUUUUUGGCUGACAGGAGUUUGGACCACCCCUAUUCAGGUGGUCUAAGCUCUUACUGUUUGGUACUGUUAAUUGUUCGUUUUCUCCAGCAUGAGCAUCAUCUUGGGCGGCCUAUUAACCAAAAUCUGGGCAGCCUUUUGAUGGAUUUCCUGUACUUUUUUGGGAACAUAUUUGAUCCACGCCAUAUGCGUAUUUCCAUCCAAGGGAGUGGAAUUUAUUUGAAUCGAGAAAGAGGCCACAGCAUUGAUCCCAUCCAUAUUGACGAUCCACUUUGCCCCGCUAACAAUGUGGGCAGGAAUUGUUUCCGCAUUCACCAGUGUAUCAAGGCUUUUGCAGAUGCUUUUGCUGUUCUAGAGAAUGAGCUACUGCAGUUCAGUGCAGAAUGUAGCAGGCCUGCAUUAUCAUUCAAUAUUUUAAAGAAAAUAAUCCCAAGUAUUUAUUCUGAUGAGUUGUAGCAAUAAAAAGGGCGGAGGAUUCCACACGUUACAUUUGGUGUUGGGUUGGAAUGACCUGUUCUUCCUUCUAUACUCUGAUGGCUAUGCAGCUCUUCAGAAAAGAAGCCAUGUUACAGCCUCAGUCCACUGAGUCCGAAACCCCUGGAAUGGACGAAAAAGUUGAUCUGCAAAAUGGUCAUAUUCCAGUGGAUUAGCGAAGCUGUGUUUGAGUUAUGAUGCAAGAUGACUAAGGGCCUUUACGUUUCCAGCUGUUUCUGGCUAUUGUUUCUGUCAGAAGUCUAGAAGCCAGAAGACAGAAUAAAUGGGUUUGUUGAAAAGUGGCUUUUGGGGAAGUUAUGAGGAAAUAAACUAGAAGCUAAGAAGCUAGUUGAGAGUAGUUUUUCUGAGAAGUUAUGUGCUAAGAAGCUAAAAAUUUAUUGUAGAAACUAACAGUUUAUUUUCAAAAGUAGCUUUUUAGAAAAAUCAAAAUCAUAUCUUUUCAAAAAAACUAAAAGCAAAAGCUAAAACAAACAGGCCCUUACUCCCUGAUGGAGCUUCUGGAUGCUGAGACAUCUGAAUCUAGGUGGAUUGGCUUCCUCAAGAGCACAGUGGUGGUGCAGCAGAAGGUACAUACAUAAAUGGCUUGUUCUUGCUGCCUUUUGUGAAGUGAGCUUAUUCAUCUAACUAGGUAAGUGUGUAUCGCAAGCUUAUCCAUUGGAUAUCAUAAAUGAUAAAUCCUUCACCUUCUGCCAAUAUUAUGUGUUGCCAAUGAAUACUACGAGGAAUUUGCCUAUUAGUGACGAACUUUAUUUACUCACUACCAUGCAAGAUCCAUAGUGACAAACUAUUUGGAAGCAGAAUGAACUCACUAGAGAGUGCCUUGCUGGUCAGACCUGUAAGGUCAUGGAAGGAGCGGAGUAACAGAUCUUUUGGAACAUAUAAACCUGAGGAGCACUGGAGAGUGCUCUAGCACCAGUUCUAUAAGUUUUCUGAAGCACUUGGGGUGAUAGAAUCAUUUUGUGAUUCCCCUUUCAAUCGAGCGGGGGAGGGGGGCAUGUGGAGAGACAAUGUCUUAGUACUUUGGCAGUCAAGAAUUCAAGAUCAGCACAUUGGAAAGGAAACGAUUAACGGUAUAUGAGGAAACCUGCUUCUAUGUGUAGUACUAACAGUUGGGAGGUAUCAUUGGCAGCACGAAUGGUGUAGCGGGCAACUUUUCCAGAUUGCCGAGCAGAGGCCUUUCUGGCGACUGGGAACGAGAUAUCCUGAACGGAAAGAUUGUUCCUUGGAUACCUCAAAUGCUAAGCGGAAGGAACUGUGACGAGGAUGAUUAUCGCAGUACUCUUGAUUUUCAUAUUUCUUGCUGCAGCUACGGGUACAUGCGUUUCUGCAGUCCGAAAUCGAAGUUACUGCUCUCGUAGUGUUGUACUAAUUUUUCACUGAAACAUUGUUGUUUUGGUGCUUUGUAAUGAUUUUCUAGGGUUAGUAUCAACAGAAAAAUAUUGUGAAACAGGGGUAACCAAUUUGUACGCUUAAUUUCCUUGAUGCUCAUAAACAUAUUGAGGCAACAGGCCCCGAUAAACGAACA